AUGCAUCUCUCGCUGGUUCAAUUUGCAAUUGUGUUGCUGGUCGCACUCGGCAGCUUAUCAUACGGCUACAGUGCAAGCAUCAUCUCCACGACGCUGGGUCAACCUACGUUUCUGUCGUACUUCCAUCUCGACAGGGCCUCGAAUGCCACCCAGCUCAUUGGCGCCAUGAACGGCCUGUUCCAGGGAGGCGGUCUCAUCGGUGCCCUAUCAUGCUUCUGCCUUGCCGACAACUUCGGUCGCAAGAAGGCUCUGAUGGCCGCGGCCCUGUUGACGAUUAUCGGCGGCGGCCUUCAGUCCGGGAGUGUACACAUCGCAAUGUACAUCGUUGCUCGCUUGAUCACCGGCAUCGCGGUCGGUGCUCUGCUCACGCUGGUGCCUCUCUACCAAAGCGAGAUUGCCCCUCCCCAAAUUCGAGGGUUGUUGGUGGGCAUGCAUGGUACUAUGAUUUGCGCCGGAUAUUCUCUCUCAUCCUGGGUCGGCUUCGGCUUCUACUUUGUCGAUGCGUCUGGGGCUCAAUGGAGAAUCCCUCUGGCCUUCCAAUGUGUCCUACCCAUCUUGCUGCUGUCGGGUCUUUGGCUCGUUCCAGAAUCUCCACGCUGGCUACUGAACAAUGAUCGCACAGACGAAGCUUUGACGUGCUUCACGGCCACGAGAGCCGAAUCUGUCGAUCAGGAAGAUACAGCUGGCAUCGACCAAGAAUUCCAACUGCUUCAUUCCCAGAUUGUGCGGGAAAGGAGGAACCGAGCACUUUGGAAUGACUUCUUCCGGAAACCCUCCCUGAGGAAAAGGUGCUUGCUGGGCUUUGGUACGAUGGUCGCCGCUCAAUGCACGGGCACUCUGGUGUUUGCCAACUACUCCGCUUUGCUUUACCAUGGCCUGGGAUUCAGUGUUAUAAGACAGCUUCUCAUGCAGAGCAUUUGGAUAACCUGUUCCUUUGUUUGCAACGGUCUCUGCGCUCUAAUUGUUGAUCGGGUGGGCCGGGUCAGAUUGCUCACGAUUGGCCUAAUUGGCUGUCUGUCUUCACUUAUCGGUGAGAUGACCACUUUAGCAGUAUAUGAGAAGACCGGCAGUCGUGCUGUAGCUUCCGGGGCCGUGUUCUUCCUCUUCUGGCAACUUUUCUGGUAUGGUUGCUGUGUCGAUGCCAACACCUACAUUUAUACCUCGGAAAUCUUUCCUACCCACCUCCGAGCGAGAGGAUUAGGCGUCUCCAUCUCCGGACUGUUCGCCAGUUCCAUCAUUUUCGUCGAGUCAGCACCCACAGCAUUUGCAGAUGUCGGGUAUAAGUAUUACGCGCUCUUCGUCUCGCUGAAUACCAUCGCCAUCUUCGUAGUUUACUUCACUUUCCCAGAGACAAAAGGAAAACGUUUGGAAGACAUUGCUGCCAUCUUUGGCGAUCACAUCACCCUGGAAGAUACCAAUAUGGAACGUUUGCAUCGUCAAUUCCAAGGAGAGGAAAAGGAGGGGGUUGCUAUUAUGGAAGUCGAAAACUAG
Exophiala oligosperma is the source of this 1491-nucleotide messenger RNA. RefSeq lists its product as uncharacterized. The transcript has 10 exons. Gene Ontology annotation, cellular component: membrane. The record is from RefSeq and is a predicted model, not a curated record. Gene Ontology annotation, molecular function: carbohydrate:proton symporter activity. Gene Ontology annotation, biological process: transmembrane transport; carbohydrate transport. Bases 1 to 1491 code for a protein of 496 amino acids. Lineage: Eukaryota; Fungi; Ascomycota; Eurotiomycetes; Chaetothyriales; Herpotrichiellaceae.